Molecule: messenger RNA, 850 nt
Organism: Prosopis cineraria
Lineage: Eukaryota; Viridiplantae; Streptophyta; Magnoliopsida; Fabales; Fabaceae
Product: 60S ribosomal protein L2, mitochondrial-like
Exons: 2
Coding region: 50-679 (209 amino acids)
Biological process (GO): cytoplasmic translation
Cellular component (GO): ribosome
Molecular function (GO): RNA binding; structural constituent of ribosome
Source: RefSeq, a predicted model, not a curated record
UGAAAGCUAAUUUCCAGUCUCAAUACCUAGUUGAUCGCAGUCCAGAUCCAUGGCUCUUUGGAGAGCUCGCGCAGUUUCUUCUGCGUUUUCGAGUAUUGGCAUUCUCAACUUCCUCAAACCUUUAUCAUUUCUUAACAAUGCUUCUCGAAAUUUUGCUUCCGAUUCUGCAAACACAUAUAACCGCAGUGCACGUGAGAGUGUGAUGAAUCAAAUGAUGUAUUCUGACAUAAAUUCACAAAUUGGGAGUUGCAUGCCACUUAACGCUAUGAGAAUUGGGACAAUCAUUCAUAACAUAGAGAUGAACCCAGGGCAAGGUGGCAAAAUGGUCCGAGCAGCCGGGACUUGUGCGAAGAUAUUGAAAGAUCCUUCAUCAAGAUAUGUCUUAGUGGAACUCCCUUCAAAGAAGACAAAGUUGUUUGAUUCCCGUUGCAGGGCUACAAUUGGUAGAGCGUCCAAUCCAACUCAUGGUGAUAGGAAGCUUAGGAAGGCUGGGCAGAGCCGGUGGCUUGGUCGAAGGCCAGUAGUUCGAGGAGUGGCCAUGAAUCCUGUAGACCAUCCUCAUGGUGGAGGAGAGGGUAAGAGCAAAAGUAGUGGAAAAUAUGGGAGAGUUUCUGUUUCACCUUGGGGCAAACCGACUAAGAGUGGGUACAAGACUGGCCCUCUAAAGCGCAGAAGGUAAGCCUGAGACUAUAUUUUCUUUGGUUAGCUUGAGCUCUUCUGUGUGAUGAUGUUAGUAAUAAUUGCUGUAACAUUUAUGUAUGUUACAAGAUUUUAUCUGUCUAAUUGAUGAAUUCUAAAAGGGCAGUCUUUUUGUGGAUUUUGUUGGAGUGAAUUGGUCAUUGCAAGUUAA